Messenger RNA from Vitis vinifera (wine grape), 2565 nucleotides. RefSeq names its product putative leucine-rich repeat receptor-like protein kinase At2g19210. Bases 1 to 2565 code for a protein of 854 amino acids. The transcript has 13 exons. NCBI's taxonomy places the organism in Eukaryota, Viridiplantae, Streptophyta, Magnoliopsida, Vitales, Vitaceae. Gene Ontology annotation, molecular function: protein kinase activity; ATP binding; protein binding. Gene Ontology annotation, biological process: protein phosphorylation. The record is from RefSeq and is a predicted model, not a curated record.
AUGGAAAGAGAAACAUGCUUCAUAAGCAUCGACUGUGGAGUGGAUGAGGGCUAUCUAGAUAACACGACCAACAUAUUUUACAGUUCAGAUGCAAAUUUCAUAGACAGUGGAGAAAACAGGAACAUUUCUCUCUAUUUCACAUCUGAUAUUUUUGAAAGGCAACUCAAGAACGUCAGAAGUUUCCCAGAAGGAGUCAAGAAUUGUUACACCCUACAACCAGAGCAAGGCAAAGACAACACCUACUUGAUCAGAGUUGCCUUCUGGUAUGGGAAUUACGACGCCAUGGAUCAACCUCCAGAGUUUAAACUAUAUCUGGGAGUUGAGGAAUGGGACAGUGUAAAACUGAACAAAUCACAUGAUCAGAUAAUCUGGAAGGAAAUUAUACACGUUCCAGAAACGGAUGACAUAUAUGUGUGUCUAGUAAACACUGGUUCUGGGAUACCUUUCAUAUCUGCAUUAGAGCUGAGAGCCCUUGGUAAUUCCAUCUAUAAUAAAACUCAAUCUGGAUCUCUGGUACUCUUCAACAGGCUUAACUUUGGUUCAGCUUCCAAUGAGACAGUCAGAUAUGGAGAUGAUGAGUUGGAUCGCAUUUGGAAUGCGUAUUACUUUCCGGAUUGGAAAUCCAUUCAAGCACCCUACAGUAGUUCUUCGUUAAGUGAAACUGAAUUUAAACUUCCACCAAAGGUGAUGGAGACAGCUGUAAAACCUCUUUCUGGAAGUUACCUGAACUUCACUUUGGGGGGGAUUGAUUCUUCUGAAGAAUUCUACAUGUACUUUCACUUUGCUGAGUUUGAGGAAGUGCAAGACAAAAUCAGACAAUUUACCAUCUUAUUGAAUGAUAUAACAAUUUUUGAUUCUAUUGAACCCCAAUAUAUGGUUUCAGAGACUCAUUCUACUAAAAAUUCCCUAAGUGGAAGGCAGCUGAAUUUUUCACUUGCCAAGACAAAUCAAUCCACACUUCCACCCAUUAUGAAUGCUCUGGAGAUUUACAUGAUAAAAGAGUUCUUGCAGUCACCCACUGAACAACAGGACGUUGAUGCUAUGAAGAAAAUCAAGUCAGUAUACCAGGUGAUGAAGAGCAGCUGGCAAGGAGAUCCAUGUCUCCCGAUAAAUUACUUAUGGGAUGGCUUGAUCUGCAGUGACAAUGGCUAUAAUGCUCCCAGUAUCAUCUCACUGAACCUUUCAUCUAGCAAUUUGACAGGGAAGAUGGAUGUUUCAUUCUCCAAUCUCACUUCAUUACAGUAUCUAGAUUUAUCUUACAACAAUUUAACUGGAGAAGUGCCAAAUUUUCUUGCUGAACUUCCUUCCUUGAAAACCCUGAACUUAUCAUGGAACAAUUUCACAGGUUCGGUUCCCUUGGCUCUCAUUGAAAAACAUAAUGACAGAUCCUUGUCCUUGAGUUUGGAUGGGAAUCCAUAUCUUUGCAACACAACCUCAUGUGCGGGGGCAAAAAAGAAGAAUAAGAAGACUGUUGUUGUUCCAGUAGUUGCAUCCAUUACCCUAUUUCUAGUCCUCUUAGGUGGAUUGGCCAUCUUGUGGAGCUUUAAAAGAAGACGAGAACAAAAUAUUGUUGUCAAACCUACCGAUCAAGAAGAUAAGGCAUUGGAGUCAAAGUACCUACGCCUCAGUUACUCUGAGGUUGAAAGAAUCACUGAUAACUUCCAAAAUCAGAUUGGAAAAGGAGGAUCAGGAAAAGUUUACCGAGGCCGUUUAAGUGAUGACACUGAAGUUGCUGUCAAGUUGCUGUCAUCUUCAUCAGCUGAAGGUUUUAAUCUAUUUCAAACCGAGGCUAAGCUGUUGACAAGAGUUCACCAUAGAAACUUGGUUUCCCUAUUUGGAUAUUGUGAUGAAGGUUCAAGCAUGGUGCUCAUUUAUGAGUACAUGAACAAGGGGAACUUAAAAAAAAAUUUAGCAGAUAAGGAGGAAGCUGUCUUGAGUUGGAAACAAAGAGUUGGAAUAGCACUUGAUGCAGCAGAAGGACUGGAGUAUUUACAUAAUGGUUGCAAGCCACCUAUAAUCCACAGAGACAUUAAAACUGACAACAUACUACUAAAUGAAAAAUUAGAAGCCAAAGUUGCAGAUUUUGGGUGGUCUAGAAGUAUGCCCGUUGAAGGCCAAACUCAUGUAUCAACUAGGAUUGUUGGCACAGAAGGCUACUUUGACCCUGAGUAUCAGGAAACUUCAAGGUUAACCGAGAAAAGCGAUGUUUAUAGUUUUGGGAUUGUUCUAUUGGAACUUAUUUCAGGCCAGCCUGCAAUCAUAAAGAGCAGUGAAAGCAGUACUAUUCACAUACUCCAAUGGGUUUGUCCCCUUCUUGAAAUGGGAGACAUCGGGGGUAUUGUGGAUCCAAGGUUAAAUGAAGACUUUGACACAAAUUCUGCCUGGAGGGCUGUAGAGACAGCAAUAGGUUGUGUAGUACACAGCUCCAGUGAAAGGCCAACCAUGAGUGAUGUAGUAGCCAAAUUAAAAGAGUGCAGGAGUUAUAUGGAAACAACAACUGCUAAUAUGGAAGAGGAUUCUGGUUCUAUUAUUACCGAAGCUGCAAUGUCUCCCCAAGCAAGGUAG